AGGAUCACCUGCCACUAAAGCAUAUUAAGAUAAAAUGAUAACCAACUUGGCGCAAGAAAUGUAAACAUACUUCUGUCUCGUCUAUUUUCAUUCGAUUUUCGCGUCUAUUGGACCAGCCAUUCCGGAUCUCGCAUACACAUCCCCUCGUCACCAGUUGCCAUGCCCCAAGGAUAGGAACUUUGACAUAUGUUUCCUCUCAUCCUAAGCUCUCAACGUUGUCUGCCACAGGCUAGGAUAGACGGGAUUAUCGCCAAUUUGGACCUGUGCUCCAUCGACAUUGAUCAUUGUCAUCUUGAGCCAUCCGUACGCCAUGGCCACCCUCUUGGAACUUCCUGAGGAUGUGAUCCACUCGGUAGCGGAGCUUCUUCCCGUCGACGAUUUUUUCUUAUUGCGGCUGUCCUGUUGGAGGUUGAAUGCAAUGUCCCUUCACGCCUUUAUACGAGUCUAUUUUCAGACUUGUUAUCAUCUUUUGGAGAUGGAUGAUGAGCAAAGUAGAGAUUUUUUUGCUUUUCUAGAGGCAGGUUGGGGGCGUGGAUAUCCGUGUGAAGAGGAGUUUGAAGAGGAGUUUGAAGACGAAAGCGAUGAGGACCUUGAGAUGGAGGAAGAUGAUAAAGAGGACUUUUGCGACCGCGUGUAUCGUGAACGGCUCGAUGACCAGAAAACACUUCUCCCUGGGCACGAUAUCAUUUACCUUGCAGAGGUGGGCAGCGAGCUGUCAAGGGGCUUUCAUCCUGAUAAUGUUGAGGAUGAACAGCUUGUGCAGCGUAUAUUGCAAGUCAUGCUUAGCGCGGUGGCCAAAAGCGAACUACCUGUUGAGAAACUUGACUUCUACCUUGGUUAUGUAGAUGAGCCAAAAAGCGUCAACCCCAUCAGCCCCCAACUGCUUGACUGGCCAGUUUAUAACAACCAUGCUUGUGGCUGGGAGAAGAGAGCCAUGGGAUUUUUUGACCUCUUCCUUCAGCUGUUGCACUUCACGUUGGCAUUUGAUGACGAAUUCGAUAAUCACACAGUAUUUCCAAUCUUUUCGGAACUGUUGAAAAUACCACAAUUGCGGGUAAUGGAACUCGCCCGAUUCGAAGCCACAGCCGCCGAAUUGACCAAAAUGCUUUUACGGCACCAGUCGACGCUUGAGGAGAUAACAUUGCGAGAAGUGAAGAUGAACGAGGCUGGGAGCUGGACUUCUGUAUUGAGCACCCAAUGUUUGAUCGGAGAUUGGUUCUUUAUGGACGUGUCGGAUGAGAUAGAUGAGGUAGUCUCUAUCAAAGACAGGGAAAGGAUUGAAGAGCUUGCGGCCCAGAUAGAAAUUGUAAGUGCUGAGAUGGCUGCUAAGUGAAGGCUGGAUCUUGAAAUUUGGAU
Molecule: messenger RNA, 1356 nt
Organism: Fusarium oxysporum Fo47
Lineage: Eukaryota; Fungi; Ascomycota; Sordariomycetes; Hypocreales; Nectriaceae
Exons: 5
Coding region: 311-1333 (340 amino acids)
Molecular function (GO): protein binding
Source: RefSeq, a predicted model, not a curated record